GGGUGCCCCGCUGCGGCCCGGCUUCCUGCAGCUUUGUUUCCCCGAGCCUGGCCGCCCAGGGUCCAUACUCCAGAUGCUCGGGCUGCGGAGCCCGGAGUGCCCCGUGGGGUGUCUUCAAUCCCACUUCGUACCCCUCCAGCACGAGCACCCCGAGCCUGCACGCGUCGCCUUCGCGUCCGAGGGGCCACUGGCUCACACCCCGCCCAUUGUGUUUUUAUCCUUGGCUCGCCCCUCAGAUGGCCUCUGUUCCUAGGAGGAAAAAGAGACGUGUUUUGCUAUUGAGCCCUUGCCGAACGUGGUGGAGCUGUGGCAGGCAGAAGAAGGGGAACUCCUGGUGCCUACUCAGGGUGAUUCUGAAGAGGGUCUGGAGGAGCCUUCUCAAGAACAGAGCUUCUCGGACAAACUAUUUAGUGGAAAAGGCUUACAUUUUCAGCCAUCAGUUUUAGAUUUUGGAAUACAGUUCCUGGGACAUCCUGCAGCAAAGAUUCUCCAUGCUUACAACCCUAGUAGGGACAGAGAGGUUGUGGUGAAUUCGGUGUUUGCAGCUGCUGGACAUUUCCAUGUGCCGCCUGUUCCCUGCAGGGUAAUUCCAGCAAUGGGGAAAACUUCCUUCAGAAUUAUUUUCUUACCUACGGAAGAAGGAAGCAUUGAAAGUUCCUUAUUUAUUAAUACCUCUUCAUAUGGAGUCCUUUCCUAUCAUGUAUCUGGAAUUGGCACUCGUAGAAUCUCUACAGAAGGGUCUGCAAAGCAGCUACCAAAUGCUUAUUUUCUGCUUCCGAAGGUCCAGAGCAUUCAGCUAUCACAAAUGCAGGCAGAAACCACUAAUACUAGCCUCUUGCAAGUACAACUGGAAUGCAGUUUACAUAAUAAAGUGUGUCAGCAAUUAAAGAGUUGUUACCUGGAAUCUGAUGAUGUUUUGCGUCUACAAAUGAGCAUAAUGGUAACAACGGAAAACUCUUCGAAAGAAUUUGAAGAAAACACACAAGAUUUGUUAGAUCAUCUCUCUAUUGUUUACGUAGCUACAGAUAAAUCUGAGACCUCAGAUGAUUCAGCAGUAAAUAUGUAUAUAUUACAUUCAGGAAACAGCCUUAUAUGGAUACAGGAUAUACGCCAUUUCUCACAGAGAGAUGCUCUGUCUCUGCAGUUUGAACCAGUACUACUACCUACUUCUACAACAAACUUUACAAAAAUUGCUUCUUUUACCUGCAGAGCAGCCACAUCCUGUGACAGUGGAAUUAUGGAAGAUGUAAAGAAAACAACACACACUCCAACACUAAAAGCAUGCCUCUUCUCUACUGUGGUUCAGGGGUAUUUUAGAAUGGACUCUUCUGCAACCCAGUUUCACAUAGAGACUCGUGAGAACACGUCAGGACUUUGGUCAAUAUGGUACCGCAACCAUUUUGACCGUAGUGUUGUAUUAAAUGAUGUGUUUGUUUCCAAGGAGACCAAGCACAUUUUAAAGAUUCUGAAUUUCACUGGCCCUUUAUUUCUACCUCCAGGCUGUUGGAAUAUAUUUUCUUUGAAACUUGCUGUUAAAGACAUUGCCAUAAAUCUAUUCACCAAUGUAUUUUUGACUACAAACAUAGGUGCCAUUUUUGCAAUACCUCUACAGAUUUAUUCAGCACCAACCAAGGAAGGGAGUCUGGGUUUUGAAGUGAUAGCACAUUGUGGCAUGCAUUAUUUCAUGGGAAAAUCAAAAGCAGGAAAUCCUAAUUGGAAUGGGAGCCUUUCUCUUGAUCAGUCUACUUGGGAUGUGGAUUCUGAACUUGCAACUAAAUUGUAUGAAAGAUGGAAGAAAUAUAAAAAUGAUGACGUCUGCAAGAGGAAUGUUUUGGGAACCACUCGAUUUGCCCACUUGAAGAAAUCCAAGGAGUCAGAGUCCUUUGUUUUCUUUUUGCCUCGUUUGGUUGCAGAGCCUGGCCUCGUGUUAAACUUCAGCGCAACUGCCCUUAGGAGCAGCGUGGUAAAGUACUUUGUGGUGCAGAACCCGUCCUCUUGGCCGGUCUCCUUGCAGCUCCUGCCUCUCUCCUUGUACCCUAAACCCGAAGCCCUAGUACACCUGCUCCACAGAUGGUUUGGCACUGAUAUGCAGAUGAUUAAUUUCACAACUGGUGAAUUCCAACUCACUGAAGCUUGCCAUUACCUGGGUACACAUUCUGAGGAAUCCAGGUUUGGCAUCCUCCACUUACAUCUGCAGCCUUUGGAAAUGAAAAGGGUUGGCGUAGUUUUCACACCCACUGACUAUGGAAAAGUUACCUCACUCAUACUAAUCCGGAAUAACUUGACUGUUAUUGACAUGAUUGGCGUGGAAGGAUUUGGAGCGAGAGAGUUAUUAAAAGUGGGUGGAAGACUUCCAGGUGCAGGAGGCUCCCUCCGAUUUAAGGUGCCCGAGUCCACACUGAUGGACUGCCGUAGACUAGAACUGAAAGACAGCAAGCAAAUUUUAUCUAUUACAAAGAACUUUAAAGUUGAGAAUAUUGGACCUCUUCCUAUAACUGUUUCGUCUCUGAAAAUUAAUGGGUAUAACUGCCAAGGUUAUGGAUUCGAGGUGCUGGAUUGUCAUCAGUUUUCCCUGGACCCAAACACAUCCCGCGAUAUCAGCAUUGUGUUCACUCCAGACUUUACCUCUUCCUGGGUAAUUCGGGACCUAACUCUUGUAACCGCAGCAGACCUAGAAUUUCGCUUCACUCUCAAUGUGACUCUCCCUCAUCACCUGUUGCCCUUGUGUGCAGAUGUGGUUCCAGGACCCAGCUGGGAGGAGUCAUUUUGGAGACUCACGGUCUUCUUUGUCAGUUUGUCCCUGUUGGGUGUGAUUUUAAUAGCCUUCCAACAAGCACAGUACAUUCUCAUGGAAUUCAUGAAAACAAGACAGAGGCAAAAUGCUAGCUCCUCUUCACAGCAAAACAAUGGUCCCAUGGAUGUAAUCAGCUCCCAUUCUUACAAAAGCAAUUGCAAGAACUUUCUCGAUACAUAUGGCCCCUCUGAUAAAGGCAGGGGGAAGAACUGCCUUCCAGUGAACACUCCCCAAAGCAGGAUCCAGAAUGCUACAAAGAGAAGCCCAGCCACCUACGGUCAUUCUCAGAAGAAGCACAAAUGCUCAGUAUAUUACAGUAAACACAAAACCAGCACAGCUGCAGCCAGCAGCACCAGCACAACUACUGAGGAAAAACAGACUUCGCCCCUUGGCAGCUCACUGCCUGCUGCUAAAGAGGACAUUUGCACUGAUGCCAUGGGUGAGAACUGGAUCAACCUCAAAUAUGCAAGUGGCAUAAAUGUCAACCUGCAGAAGAAUUUAACCCUUCCCAAAAACUUACUGAAUAAAGAAGAAAACACACUGAAAAACACAAUUGUUUUCAAUAAUCCUUCUUCAGAAUGUAAUAUGAAGGAGGGAAUACAGACAUGUAUGUUUCCUAAGGAAACUGACAUUAAAACUUCAGAGAACACAGCCGAGUUCAAGGAACAGGAGCUCUGUCCACUGAAGGCCUCCAAGAAACUACCUGAAAACCAUUUACCAAGAAACUCACCUCAGUACCACCAGCCAGACUUGCCAGAAAUUUCCAGGAAAAAUAAUGGGAAUAACCAACAAGUACCUAUCAAGAAUGAAGUAGAUCAUUGUGAAACUUUGAAGAAGGUGGACACAAAGCCUUCUUCAGAAAAGAAGAUUCACAAAACAUCUAGAGAAGACAUGUGUUCUGAGAAACAGGACAUACCUUUCGUAGAGCAAGAAGAUCCUUAUAGGAAGAAAAAGCUUCAGGAGAAAAGAGACGGAAAUUUACAAAAUUUAAAUUGGAAUAAAAGUCGAACAUGUAGAAAGAACAAGAAAAGGGGUGUUGCUCCAGUCUCAAGGCCUCCUGAACAGAGUGACCUAAAGCUUGUGUGCAGUGACUUUGAGAGGUCUGAGCUGAGCAGUGACAUCAAUGUAAGAAGCUGGUGUAUACAGGAAAGCACUAGGGAGGUUUGUAAAGCAGAUGCCGAAAUUGCAAGCAGUUUGCCUGCUGCCCAGAGAGAGGCAGAGGGUUACUACCAGAAACCUGAGAAGAAAUGUGUGGACAAGUUCUGCUCUGAUUCCAGCUCCGACUGUGGGAGCUCCUCGGGCAGCGUGCGUGCCAGCCGGGGCAGCUGGGGGAGCUGGAGCAGCACCAGCAGCUCUGAUGGAGAUAAGAAGCCCAUGGUGGAUGCCCAGCAUUUUAUGCCAGCCGGAGAUGGUGUUUCACAACAUGAUUUUCCUUCUGAAGCUCCCAUCUCCUUGAAUCUUUCUCAUAACAUCUGCAAUCCCAUGGCUGUGAAUAGUCUCCCACAAUACGCAGAGCCUUCCUGUCCCACCCUUCCUGCCAGGCCCACAGGUGUUGAAGAAGAUAAAGGUCUUUACUCACCUGGAGACCUGUGGCCCACUCUGCCGGUAUGUGUGACAAGCAGCUUAAACUGCACCCUGGAGAACGGCAUGCCUUGCGUGAUUCAGGAGCCGGCCCCGGUUCAUAAUAGUUUCAUUGAUUGGAGUGCAACAUGCGAAGGCCAGUUUUCCAGCGCAUACUGUCCAUUGGAAUUGAACGAUUACAAUGCCUUUCCAGAAGAAAACAUGAACUAUGCCAAUGGCUUCCCUUGUCCUGCAGAAGUUCAGACAGACUUUAUUGAUCACAACUCUCAGUCUACCUGGAACACCCCACCCAACAUGCCUGCUGCCUGGGGACAUGCCAGUUUCAUCAGCUCUCCGCCCUACCUCACAAGCACCCGAAGCUUGUCUCCAAUGUCUGGACUUUUUGGUUCCAUCUGGGCCCCACAAAGUGAUGUGUAUGAAAAUUGCUGCCCCAUCAACCCCACCACGGAACAUUCGACCCACAUGGAAAACCAAGCGGUCGUGUGCAAGGAUUACUACCCGGGGUUCAACCCGUUUCGCGCCUAUAUGAACCUGGACAUAUGGACUACCGCAGCAAAUAGGAAUGCAAAUUUCCCACUGUCUAGAGACUCCAGUUACUGUGGGAAUGUGUGAAAAUAAUUGGAGUUUUAAACAAUGUGAAUAAAGAGGCUUGUGUUUUGAUUACUAGUGUAAACUGGUUAUUGAGAUAGAUUAUGACAUUGGUGGAUAUUUUGGCACUUUUAUAUGAAAAUAAAUUUUUUAAUGAAA
This is a messenger RNA of Rhinopithecus roxellana (golden snub-nosed monkey), 5122 nucleotides long. It is a transcript of the gene TMEM131L, whose product is annotated as transmembrane 131 like. NCBI's taxonomy places the organism in Eukaryota, Metazoa, Chordata, Mammalia, Primates, Cercopithecidae. Gene Ontology annotation, cellular component: membrane. The record is from RefSeq and is a predicted model, not a curated record. The transcript is spliced from 35 exons. Bases 596 to 4987 code for a protein of 1463 amino acids.